Messenger RNA from Siniperca chuatsi (mandarin fish), 2140 nucleotides. RefSeq names its product GTP binding protein 6 (putative) (gene gtpbp6). The transcript has 10 exons. Gene Ontology annotation, cellular component: cytoplasm. The record is from RefSeq and is a predicted model, not a curated record. Bases 345 to 1928 code for a protein of 527 amino acids. Lineage: Eukaryota; Metazoa; Chordata; Actinopteri; Centrarchiformes; Sinipercidae. Gene Ontology annotation, molecular function: ribosome binding; GTP binding.
UCGGGACAAAAUGACGAAAACACAACAGAACGUAGAAAAACAACGUGCCGUCCUUUCAGCAUAAAUAACUAGGCUAGCUAUAACUUUGUUUUAAGAUAUAUUUAUUAGUGCAAAAAUAAUUAGACAGUGCGUCAACAAUACUUCCUGCUACAGCAGGUGGCAGUAUGCGCUCUCCAGGUUGGUUUUAUGAUCCUUCAGCGAGCAAGAAGAAGAGCACGUCAACAGCACUGAUGGGAGAAAUGUGGCGCUCGUCUAACAUGACCAGUGUCAGUUAGUUAGUUUAUACUGUCUUGAGAUCUAACUGCAGUCCCGAUGACACCAGCGGGAACGCUUCCCGAGGCAACAUGACGACACUGAGGAGGAUUAGUUCCUGGUUAGCGCUCCUGCAGCGACCCUGCGCGCAGAGCUGUCAGAGGGCUGCUCCAACGCCCUGCAGACUCCUGAACGCACCGCACCAUGCUGCUGCAGCGAGCCGUGCGUCUCCCCUGCAGUGCAGGGCGCUUGCGCUCUCUGCAUGGAGGUCGAAGCACUCGGGGGACUUCGGCAGCGGUCGCCACACGGCAUUCGCCGAGGAUGAGGAUGAAGAUUUCAUGGAUGACAGCGAGGUGGAGGAGCUGUUUCAGCAGCACGUUCCUGCAGGCAUCGGAGAGGGUCAGCACAGGGUGUUCAUCGUUCACCCUGAUGUGAAGUGGGGGAGCAGGAAGCAGCAUCUGACCACCGCCGAGCUGAUGAUGGCCGAGGCUGUGGGGCUCGUGAACACUUUAGACAACUGGAGAGUGGUGGACAAGAUCAUCCUCUCCACCAAGACACCAGAGAAGAAGAGGAUAUUUGGCAAAGGCAACUUCCAGUCUCUUGCAGAGAAAAUCAGGCAAACAGCAGGGAUCACUGCCGUGUUUGUGAAUGUUGAGCGUCUGUCUCCUUUGUCUGAGAGGGAGCUGGAGGAGGCCUGGGGGGUUAAAGUCUUUGACAGAUACUCAGUGGUCCUCCACAUCUUCCGUUGCAACGCCAAGACUAAAGAGGCCAAGUUACAGAUCUCUCUGGCAGAGAUCCCCUUGUUAAGAUCUCGUCUGAGAAAUGAAAUCGCAAACUUGGACCAGCAGGGUGGAGGGUCGAGAUACAUCGGAGGUUCAGGCGAGACGCUGCUGGAGGUCCAGCAGAGACUGCUGAAGGAGCGGGAGAUGAAGAUUCGCUCAGCGCUGGAAAAACUGCGCAAGAAGAGGCAGAUGCUGCGAUCUCAGCGUAAACACAAGGAGUUCCCCAUCGUCUCUGUGUUGGGAUACACAAACUGUGGAAAAACAACCCUGAUCAAAGCACUGACUGGUGACAGUGGUCUUCAACCCAGAAACCAGCUUUUCGCCACGCUGGAUGUCACCGUCCAUGCCGGCCAGUUGCCCAGUCACAUGACUGUUCUGUACGUGGACACCAUCGGCUUCCUGUCCCAGCUGCCCCACCAGCUCAUUGACUCCUUCUCUGCCACCCUGGAAGAUAUUAAAUACUCAGAUCUGCUGGUUCACGUCAGAGACAUCAGUCACCCGGAGACGGUGAAUCAGAAGCUGAAUGUACUGAAUGUCCUCAAGAACCUGCGAAUCCCUGACAGGCUGAUGAGCUCCAUGAUAGAAGUCCACAAUAAAAUUGACCUCGUCGACAGCUAUCAGUUUACAGAGCCCAGCGCACUGCCCAUAUCUGCCUUGGAAGAGCGAGGCCUCGAUGAGCUGAAGAAAGCAGUGGAAGAAGAGAUUGUGAACUCUACAGGAAAACACAUUUUAGAUCUCAAAGUUGACCUCGGCACUCCUCAGUUAAGUUGGCUGCACAAGGAAGCCACCGUUCAGGACGUGCAGGUGAACGCAGACGAAGGCUCGGCUGUUGUCAAGGUCAUCAUCAGCACGGCUGCUUACGGACGCUACAAGAAACUGUUCACAGGCAGAUAGCAAAGUAGGGAGGAGGGUGAUCCUUCCUGCUGCAGCUCCAAAUAAAUGACUGGUCCAUGACUGUACCACAAACAUCUUUAUUUAAAGAAAAAGACUAUUUAUUGUACAGUAUAUUCAAAUGUUUAUAUACAUACAAUAAUACAAAAGUAUUAUUUUGUAAAACAAUGACAUACGUUCUUGUAAACAUAUAUAAAUUGUAGAUUCAAAACAUA